AUGGCCGCCGUCGACCCCGUGACAAGGAAGCGAGUUCUUCGUGUGAUUGUUACGUCUCUUCUCUUGGAUCUGAUCUCAUUCACUUUCAUCCUCCCGCUGUUCCCCAAGCUGCUCGAGUUCUACCGCGACCGCGAAGCCCCCUCGCUCCUCGACGACGGCCCGCCGACGCUGCUGCAGCAUGUACUCACCGGCUUGAACAAAUACAAGGCUGCAUUCUCGCGGCCGAUAGACUCCCGAUAUGAUAUUGUCCUGCUGGGAGGAGCUACUGGCUCCCUGUUCUCCUUGCUUCAGGCCGUUGCGUCCCCGGUGAUUGGCCGUCUCUCCGACCGCUAUGGCCGCCGCAAGGCCCUUCUCACUUCGAUGUGCGGCAACAUUCUGUCCGUGCUCCUUUGGGUUGCCGCAGUCGACUUUCGCACCUUCAUCGCAAGCCGAGUAGUCGGCGGUCUUUCCGAAGGCAAUGUACAGCUUACGACGGCCAUGGCCAGCGAUAUAUCAGAUGAGGCCACGCGCGGCCAGACCAUGGCCAUCAUUGGCGCGUGCUUCUCCAUCGCGUUCACCUUUGGUCCCGGACUCGGUGCUUGGCUCAGCACGAUUUCGAUUGUCUCAGCAAACCCCUUUGCCACUGCGGCAGGGAUUAGCCUGGUACUCAUCGUGACAGAGACGGUUUACCUGUACCUGUGCUUGCCAGAAACCCUGCCUGCCUUGACCGGACAAGGGAGUAAGGGCGCGAACGGAAAGAACGAAAAGAAGGGCGCUGCUGUUCCCGUGGAAAGAACGAACUCGCCAGCAUUGCUCUACGCUGUCCACUUCUUUUUCAUCUUGUUCUUUUCUGGCAUGGAAAGCUCACUGUCCUUCAUGACGUACGAGCUAUUCGGAUUUACCUCCGGUCGUAACGGCAGGCUGCUUGGAUACAUUGGCUUCGUCGCUUCCAUCUUGCAAGGCGGUGUCACGCGACGGUUGCCACCGUUGCUCUCCGUUCGCAUCGGCGUCAUUGCGUGCCUGGCGUCCUUCUUCUUGCUCGGACGAAUCACGACCGUUCGCGGCCUGUAUGCGGCUGCCACCUGCUUGGCUGUCACAUCGGCCACUGUAGUCAGCAGCCUCAACGCCCUGACAAGCUUUGAGGCAAGAGAAGACGAGCGCGGUAGCAAGCUGGGCGUUUUGCGGAGCUGGGGACAGCUGGGCCGCGGAUUAGGACCGAUUCUGUUUACCAGCGUGUACUGGUGGGCCGGCCGGGAGGUUGCAUACACGAUGGGAGCCACCGGCGUUGCCGUUGUCGCAGCGGCCGUGUUGAUGGGAUUGAAGACACCCAAGAGGGUCGCGAGCACGAAGGCUACGAAGGCCCGGUAA
Purpureocillium lilacinum is the source of this 1347-nucleotide messenger RNA. RefSeq lists its product as uncharacterized. NCBI's taxonomy places the organism in Eukaryota, Fungi, Ascomycota, Sordariomycetes, Hypocreales, Ophiocordycipitaceae. Gene Ontology annotation, biological process: transmembrane transport. The record is from RefSeq and is a predicted model, not a curated record. Gene Ontology annotation, cellular component: brush border membrane. Gene Ontology annotation, molecular function: transmembrane transporter activity.